AUGGCAGUACAAGAAAAGGACUUCCUCCAAUGGCCUAAGCCGAUGAAAGCCGACGCUAGCCAGAGGGACCCUGACAAGUAUUGCCAAUACCACCGGACCCAUGGCCAUGAUACCAACAACUGCUACAAACUAAUCAGCGAGAUAGAUAGGCUAAUAAAGAGGGGGCAUCUCCCGAACUUUGUGAAGAAACCAGAGGGAGAGAGGUCCCAACAGAACGCCACACCGGAGAGACCCUGUAGACAAGGAGCAGGGCCUGUGAAUGACGGCUCUAGAGGAACCAUAAAUAUGAUUGUAGGAGAGACUAAAGCCCGGAUGAGCAGGAGAGGGAGGAAGAGAAGCCGAAGUGGGGAGGGGCACAACAGGGAGAUCUUGCAAGUAGUAGAACACUCCCCAGUGACCAUCUCCUUCUCCUCGGAGGAUGCUCACGGGAUUAAGAUGCCCCACGACGAUGCUCUUAUCAUCGAGGCCAUCAUUCAUAACUACCGGAUCCGCAAGAUCCGGGUCGAUGAUGGGAGUAAGGUGAACCUGCUACCCUAUAGGGUUUUUCAGCAGAUGAGGAUACUAGAAGAGCAGUUGGUAAGGGAUCAGGCCCCAGUCAAGGGCAUUGGGGGAGUCCUAGUGGCCAUAGAAGGGAAGGUGAAGGUGGCCCUAAUCUUGGGAGAACCACCCUUGUCUUAG
This is a messenger RNA of Manihot esculenta (cassava), 678 nucleotides long. RefSeq lists its product as uncharacterized. The coding region runs from base 1 to 678 and encodes 225 amino acids. The transcript has a single exon. The record is from RefSeq and is a predicted model, not a curated record. NCBI's taxonomy places the organism in Eukaryota, Viridiplantae, Streptophyta, Magnoliopsida, Malpighiales, Euphorbiaceae.